UAACAGCUGAUUGCUGUUUAAUUUUCUGUUUUCUUUUAUUAAUGUUUUAAAUUAUUCAUUUCGUUCAAAAUUUAUAAAAUUUUAGGAUAUUUUGAAAUUUUUCAAAGUUGAAAUGCGCAACAUCCUACUUCACAACAACUUAUGCUGGAGGCAUGUAAAUACGGCAGUGCGUUGUUACAGUAUACAAAGUGGGGAAACAUAUUAUGACAUACUUAAAGUACGGAAAGACUGCAGCAACCAAGAAAUACGCAGUGCUUUUGUACAACUCUCUAAAAAGUUUCAUCCAGAUGUCAAAGGCCUGAGUUCGGAUCCAAAGCAAACAGCACAGUUUGUUAAGAUUUCUGAAGCUUAUCAAAUACUUAGCAAACCUAAGACUCGUUCGGCAUAUGAUCAACGUUUAUAUGAUGCUGAACUGUUGCGGCCUGGUCAAAGAUCAAGAUCAAGUGCAGUGAAAAAUAUGCAUGCCGAAGAAUUACAUAAACCAUGGGAGGUGAAGCCUAACUAUGAUCCAAAUCCGGGGCCAUAUUAUGGAGUUAAGGGUCUGGAACGAGUUUCUAAUUCAAAAAUAGCUUUUGUGUUGGCACUAUUGGGAAUAGCAGGUGCCAUAUUUGGAUUUGUAUGCGUUAAUGCUUAUUAUGUUUUCAGCCAUUCGUUCACCUUUAAUCGCAAAGUCUUAGACACAAAAUCAGCAGAAGCUGGCAGCUAUCACGCAGCAAUUCGGGCUGAUGCUGAAAAAUAUGGGAAUGAGGAGCAGUUACGUCGAAUGGUAAAUCGAAUGGAAAGAAACGAAAGAUAAACAGAAACUUUAAAACUACUUGCAGAAAGAAAACUUGUAAUAGUAUAAUAAAAUUUUAUUUUUUUAAUAUAUAUAUGUAUGAAUAUUCUAUUAUAUAACCCAUGAUAUAAAAAUUC
Messenger RNA from Ceratitis capitata (Mediterranean fruit fly), 912 nucleotides. RefSeq names its product dnaJ-like protein 60. The coding region runs from base 113 to 796 and encodes 227 amino acids. Lineage: Eukaryota; Metazoa; Arthropoda; Insecta; Diptera; Tephritidae. The record is from RefSeq and is a predicted model, not a curated record. The transcript has 5 exons.